Messenger RNA from Schizophyllum commune H4-8, 1008 nucleotides. RefSeq lists its product as uncharacterized. Bases 1 to 1008 code for a protein of 335 amino acids. NCBI's taxonomy places the organism in Eukaryota, Fungi, Basidiomycota, Agaricomycetes, Agaricales, Schizophyllaceae. The transcript is spliced from 2 exons. The record is from RefSeq and is a predicted model, not a curated record.
AUGAAUGGCCUGCGUACCUUCAACGGCGCUAGGCCAACGGGCGAGCCUGAGCGUCCUCUCACAAUCCUACAAGUCUGCCAGCCGGAGGUCUACCUCCUUGAUGUCAAGGACCCCGCACUAGUUUUCUAUGCCUUGAGCGAGUGCACCAAGAUCCUCAAUUACUUACGCCGCGAUGGCUAUGUACUCCAGGCUGUCGGCAGGGAUAGCAUCAUGCUCCGCGCGAAAACCGUCAACGAACCUUCUGACCUUGGGGAUUUUGCUUCAAGAUAUACAGUGGAGAUCGCGAUAGACGGUUGUAACCGAUACGUCCCCAGCGCGCAUGAAACAGCCCAGCAUUUACGCACGCAAGGCCACCCAUAUUUCAUGCCGCUCGAAGUAGCAACCUGCCGGCAUCAGUUCGUCAAGAACAAGUCUGACGCCACCUUCACCUCAAGAUUCUUCGCGCGCAACCCCUUCCACGACCUGGAGUCCAUUCUCUGGAUCGCGUUGCACACCCUCCUUCCCUUCACGCCCCUCAGGCCUGUCGGCGCAAAGGACUGGGACAGCUACCGCAGCCUACUGGGGAAUGUGCGCGCAAGGAUGCAAAGGCUCUUUCCUCAGGUCAGGCGGCACCACAACAGCAUAGACUUUGACUGUCGCGAGGUCUUCCUGAAGCGGGGCAAGUACAGGGACGGCCUCAAGACACUGCUGGGACAGGUGUAUGGUGAAUCGUCUCCGGUGCUGAAGCUCAUCGAUCUCUUCGACGACCUUGUUUGGGCGUAUAGAAAGGUCGAGGGCGCAGCGAAUUUCGCCCACAGCUGUGAAGACCGAGGCUCGGAGCUACCUGCGAACACGCGCAUCGACCCCGCCCUCUUCGAAGAGCACGCUGGCAUAUACGGUCGCAUACACGAGGCUCUCAAGGCAGUUUGCGCAUAUCUGACGAAUGCCCAAGUCCAACUGAUCAGAGUGGACGACGUGGAUCAGGAUACGGGCGCGCCUUUGGUGUUCCAGCAGUGUGCAAAACGGUAG